Messenger RNA from Oncorhynchus gorbuscha (pink salmon), 2524 nucleotides. RefSeq names its product ankyrin repeat, SAM and basic leucine zipper domain containing 1 (gene asz1). Lineage: Eukaryota; Metazoa; Chordata; Actinopteri; Salmoniformes; Salmonidae. The record is from RefSeq and is a predicted model, not a curated record. Gene Ontology annotation, biological process: piRNA processing. Gene Ontology annotation, cellular component: pi-body. The coding region runs from base 798 to 2273 and encodes 491 amino acids. The transcript has 15 exons. Gene Ontology annotation, molecular function: protein binding.
UUGUUCCAACUGUUUUUCCACCGUUCAUUUUUUCAUAGGGGAUUUUUAGAACCACUUCAUAUAAGGUCUGUGUUUCUUAUAGGCUUACCCUGGCUUGAUGUUUUGAUGACCGUGUAAAUCUCUCUCGGACAAGGUCACCUGUAUCAAUAUUUUCACCUUGCAUUUACCCCAUAUAAAUGAAAUGCUAACUAGCCGCUAAUGUGACUAUCAUACAGAACUACACAUCAUGUCUCAAGCUUUGACUUCGUCACCCAAGGCAGUGUUUCAAGGGUUGGAAAAACCUCCACAUUUCUUCAUGCAAACUCACGUCAACAAGUAGCUUGUAACCUACCAAGUCAAGCCAAAUAUAAUAUCAUAGCCUUUUUGUAGUUUCUCGAUUACAUCAUUGAAGUUGUGUACUUAUCAUAUUGAUUGUUGUUCAGAAUUUUUCAAAUUACCUUCCGUAGCAUUUUUUAAACUAGAUUUUUGAAAAUUACCCUGGCCUUUAUAGCUAGCUAGCUAACCUUAGGUAUCUAUGUUGAUCGAAGCAAGGAUGGUUCUGUGCUAUGUACCGGAUUAUAACCACUACUCCGAUAUGGACACGUGCAUUUUAUCGUUUUCCAACCUCUAAGAGCCGUCGCUGGAGCCGUGUGAUAAGCUACGCCGUUUGCUAGCUGCUAACAAACUAUUUUGGAUAAAGAUGGUGAUACAGCAUUGAAAAAGACCCACCACAUCCCUCAGGCCAUCCGGUGCAUGGACAUCUUGUGCCAGUGUGAUCCAGCACGAGAGUCAGUUGUAGAGGCUACAGCCGAUCGAGCAUGUGGACGGACAGAAGACCCAUACUCGAGGUCAUCAUGUCCAACAAGGUGGAAUAUGCCUUCCCUGCAGGAGACGAAAGCGAUGGGAGCAACGACGAGUGGGACAUUGGAUUUUCAAAGUCGAUCAAGGUCCCCUUAAUUGAGAGCACAGAUGCAGGGGUCCCAGAAGCAGAGGAUAAGGUCUCCACUUUGAAAAGAGCCAUCAACACCAAAGAUGUCCAGCUGGUCCAGCAGCUGUUGGACAAUGGCCUGGAUGUGGAGACAAGGCUGGGGUUUGAGUGGACACCACUGAUGUGUGCUGUGCACAUGGCUCACUAUGACAUCGCCAAGCUGCUGCUGGACAGAGGGGCCAGCGCUAACUUCAGCAGAGACCAGUACACUGUACUGAUGGCUGCAUGCACAGCUUCUGCCAGUGAGGACAAGAUUGUCCAGUGUGUGGAGCUGCUCUUGUCCAGAAACGCUGAUCCCAACACAUUCACCAGGUCUCGUAUGACAUCCCUGAUGCUGGCGUCCCGGGACGGCUACAGUCAGGUAAUCAACCUGUUGUUGUCUCACGGGGCAGAGGUCAACUCCCAGGAUGAAAAUGGGUACACGGCCCUGAGUGUGGCGGUGCAGUAUGGAAGAGAAGAGGCCGUCCUCAAGCUGCUCCAGCUGGGGGCAGACAAGACCCUCAAGACCAAAGCAGAGAAGAGUGCUGCCGACUUGGCCAAGGUCUUCAAACAACCACAGAUUGCCAGGAUCCUGGCGUCCCCAGGCAAUGCCCUCAACAAUGGGCAGGUAACCUCCUCGAAGGAGGAGACCCUCUUCAAGUUCUUCAAGAGGGACGCCGAUCUAUCUGCUGACUCCAAGGAGCGUCUGGCCAAACUGUGUGAUAUCGAGCUGCUUCUGCACGGACUCAACCUGGAGUACCUUUCUGACAUAAUGCUAGAAAAUGACAUCACUUGGAGCUACCUGGUAACCAUGGAGAAGGAUGACCUGGAGAAGAUUGGUAUCUCUGACCCAGAGGACCAGCAGAAGGUUCUGAGUGCAGUGAAGGAGAUGCAUCUAGACCGGGUCGACCUGGACACUGUCAACCAGCUGGCGAACAUAGACACCGGAAGUGAGGAGCUGUAUAACUUCCUGAUCAGUCUGAGGCAGCAAUGCUGCUACUUGACAGAGACAGUACAGGACGUCAUUAGCCGCUUCCCCCGCCGAGCUUCUGAGCUGGUGUUGUCCCUGGACCCUAAGAAGGAGGCCCAGGCCAUCUGUAAUGAGCUGGUGGCCCAGACUGGAGACCUGCAGAAAGAGGUCGCCUGCCUCAAGAACCUGCUGCACAAGAUGGACCCAGCAGGAGAUUUCUGCCCACUUCCUCAACCUGGUUCCCACGGCGACUGGAGGAGACGGGUCCUGAAGAGGCUUGCACUGAGCAUGCUUGGCGCAGGCCUGCUGUUUGCCCUGUCCAGAGCAAAGAGUGCCAAGGUUUACCUUUUAGACUGACAGCUCGUUUAUUAUCCAAUUUACUCUUACUUUGGAUACAUUGUCAUAGGUUAUCAAUCAAUUAGCUUAAUUGUCUUAAUUUACAUUUCUGUUUGAGGAAUUAUGCCGAAUGAGAAUAACUCGAAUGCUAAAAAGUUUGGUUUUUGAUUGAGAUUCUUUAUAUUUGUUAUACUUUGUUCUUGUUUUUUAUUGAGUUCUUAAUUGUUUUAAGCAAUUUUCUGGGCUUUUGUAAAAUAAAAACUAUUUCUUUA